GAAGGGGCUUCUGAAUUAAAUUCCCAAUUAAUUCAUUGGAUUCUGGGAAUGGCAACAAAUAAGACCAAAAUAAUUGCUUAGUUUCCUUCUUCAUUUGAACAAUGGAACAGAAAGAUGGUGAAAGUGUGGCAUCUGCCAAUGAGGGUUUGGAUGAUUUGCUGGACAGCUGUUUAAAUGAUUUCAACAAGCCACUUCCAAAGACAGCUCACUCAUCUAAAUCUGAAGCUGAAGAAGAAAAAACAUCAAGUACUGCUGCAAAACCAUCAGAAGAUACAGCAUGGAGUGAAGAAUUUAAACAAUUCAGUGAUGUGAUGGAAACCUUUUUAGAAGAGGGAUCUGAACUCAAUGAACUGAAGAAUUUAAUGGGAAACCUUGCACAAGGAGGGCCAUUGAAUGUUGAUGAUAAUUUUGUGGAGUCUUUUGCAGAAACUAUCCGGGGACUUACUGAAGGAGCUCAAAAUAUUCCUGAGCCUACACCAGAAGACUUAGCAAAUUUGUUUACUGGAUUGGAUGUAGAUGGUUCUGGCCUUUCUGAUCCUGAGCAAGUUUCUGAAUUAAUGCCAUUAAUGCAUAACGUUAUGCAAAAACUAAUGUCUAAGGAACUACUUUACCCAUCCUUAAAGGAAAUUGUAGAUAAAUAUCCACAGUGGCUUAAUGAGAAGCAUGCUACUUUAAAAGAGGAAAAUUAUAAUUUAUACAAAAAGCAGUAUGAUCUUAUGAAAACUGUCUGUGAUGAAUUUGAAAAGAAUAUUGAUGAUUCAGAAGAUGCAAAAAAGAAACAAUUUGGAAAAGUUUUGCAGCUUAUGCAGGAAAUUCAGAGCUGUGGAAAUCCACCAAAAGAGCUUGUAUCAGAUAUUGGACAAGGAAUGCCUCUAGAUGAACAUGGUAAUAUACAGCUACCUGGGAUGACUGAACAAUGUGCAGUAAUGUAGCAUAUCUUAAUUACUGUAGCAUAUGAUUUCAUUUAUGUAAAAAUUUAUGUAAAAUAUUUAUAUAACUCCUUUAUAUUCCAAAUAUGUAUGAUUUUGGUAUGUUUAUUAUAAGGGCAUUGUAAAAAUAUAUGAGAUUUUAAUUAAAUUUGUAUUUUAUUUCUUAUGUGAUUUUGCAGUAAACUUCAUUAGUUUGUAAAAA
This is a messenger RNA of Stegodyphus dumicola, 1131 nucleotides long. RefSeq names its product peroxisomal biogenesis factor 19 (gene Pex19). Lineage: Eukaryota; Metazoa; Arthropoda; Arachnida; Araneae; Eresidae. Gene Ontology annotation, cellular component: peroxisome; peroxisomal membrane. Gene Ontology annotation, biological process: protein import into peroxisome membrane. The record is from RefSeq and is a predicted model, not a curated record.